UUGAGAACCACUCAUAAAAAAAUCAAAAGGAAUCGCGUUUGGUGUAAUUUAGCCUUCGAUGGUUUCCGUAGGAAUGCGCAUCAGCUGACUGACUCGAGAAAAGUCAGAAAGCAGACAAUCACAAACAAAUUAUCGGUAUAUGUCCCAGUUAUUAAUUGCAGAUAACGCUAUCAUAACCAUGGAGUCGACUCUCGAGCAACAUCUGGAUGACACCAUGAAGAAUCCAGCCAUUGUCGGAGUUCUCUGCACGGACCAACAAGGACAUAUUCUAGGCUGUCGUGGCUCUCUGUCUGAUGAGCAUGGGGGAGUGGUAUCUGUACUGGCCAGACAGGCAGCCUCUCUCACCAGAGACCCUACAGACAGUCCCACAGUGUGCCUGGAGUCAGAUUCAGGGAAUAUUCUAGUGAGAUCACAUGGAGCCAUCACUGUAGCUGUUCAUAAGAUGGCGUCAUGAGGUCACCUAAUGAAGAUAGACGAGGCUGUUUUGUAAAUCUGUUUGUUCACUAAUGCUAAAUAAUCAUACCCAAUAUAAAGUCUGGAUCUGGGAGGUCACAUUGAAGUUGCAGAAGAUUUUUUUUUGUGUGUUUUCUUUUUACUGUUUGGCCAAGAGUCAUAUUUAAAAGUCAAGUACAUACAUACCAUUUGAGUUGUGUUUUGUGUAUGUUCAAUAGGGCCUGAUCUGUUUUUGGGGGUGACUUUCUUAUUCAAUAACUGGCUAAUACUUUUUUUUUGGACAUCUGAAAUCAGGUCUGAUUUUUCAAAUCCAUGUAGAAAUAUUGUAUAUGUUCAUAUUAAAAGCAAUGUCACAGUU
Oncorhynchus keta (chum salmon) is the source of this 811-nucleotide messenger RNA. RefSeq names its product ragulator complex protein LAMTOR5-like. Gene Ontology annotation, cellular component: cytoplasm; lysosome; Ragulator complex. Gene Ontology annotation, biological process: positive regulation of TORC1 signaling; cellular response to amino acid stimulus. The transcript is spliced from 5 exons. Gene Ontology annotation, molecular function: guanyl-nucleotide exchange factor activity. Bases 140 to 454 code for a protein of 104 amino acids. The record is from RefSeq and is a predicted model, not a curated record. NCBI's taxonomy places the organism in Eukaryota, Metazoa, Chordata, Actinopteri, Salmoniformes, Salmonidae.